Molecule: messenger RNA, 1452 nt
Organism: Triticum turgidum subsp. durum (durum wheat)
Lineage: Eukaryota; Viridiplantae; Streptophyta; Magnoliopsida; Poales; Poaceae
Source: the annotation of a GenBank genome assembly
AUGCCGGCCAUGGUGGCGCAUGAGGUGGAGCGCGCGGGGGAGGCGCCGCACUUCCUCGUGGUCACGUUCCCGGCGCAGGGCCACAUCAACCCGGCGCGCCACCUCGCGCUGCGCCUCCUCAGCGCCUCGCCGGGCGCCCGCGUCACCUUCUCCACCCCCGUCUCCGCGUUCCGCAAGAUGUUCCCGGAGAACGAGGGCGCGGAGGCGGUGGGCCACGUCGACGGCGCCGGCGUCCACUACGUGCCCUACUCCGACGGCUUCGACGGCGGCCUCGACACGUCAGCGCACGACGUCUCGUACUACAUGUCCAAUCUCAAGGCCGCGGGGUCCCGCACGCUGGGAGGCGUGCUCGCGCGCCUCCGCGACGCCGGCGCCCCCGUCACGCAGGUGGUUUACACCGUGAUGCUCUCCUGGGUCGCCGGCGUCGCGCGCGCGCACGGCGUCCCCGCCGCGGCCUAUUGGAUCCAGCCGGCCACCGUGCUCGCCGCCUACCUCCACUUCUUCCGCGGCACCGACGACCUCGACCAGGCCGUCGCCGCCGCGGCGAGCGACCCGUGGGCGGACGUCCGCGUCCGGGGGCUGCCGCCGAUGCGCGUGCGCGACCUGCCGUCGUUCUUCACCAUCGCCUCCGACGUCGACCACCCCUACGCCUUCGUCCUCACCGCGUUCCGCGAGCUCCUCGACGUGCUGGACCGCGGGGACACGCCCACCGUGCUCGUCAACACGUUCGACGCCAUGGAGCCUGAUGCGGUGGCGACGCUGCACCAGCACGGCGUCGACGUCGUCCCCAUCGGCCCCGUGCUCUCCUUCCUGGACGCAUCGGCGACGUCGGUCAACAACGACAACGACCUGUUCAAGCCGGACGGCAAGGGGUACCUGGAGUGGCUGGAAGCGCAGGAAGCGGGGUCGGUCGUCUACAUCUCCUUCGGGAGCCUGUCGACGAUGAGCAAGCGGCAGAUCACGGAGGUGGCGCGCGGCAUGGCGGAGAUCGGCCGCCCGUUCCUGUGGGUGUUGAGGAAGGACAACCGCGGCGAGAUAGACGGCGACGAGUCGUGCAGCGGCAUCGGCUCCAGCGCGGGCAUGGUGGUGGAGUGGUGCGACCAGGGGAAGGUGCUGUCGCACCCGGCGGUGGGGUGCUUCGUGACGCACUGCGGGUGGAAUUCGACGCUGGAGAGCAUGGCAUGCGGCGUGCCGGUCGUGGGGGCGCCGCAGUGGUCGGACCAGGGCACCAAUGCGUGGCUGGUGGAGCGGAAGCUCGGCACCGGGGUCCGGGCCGCCGUGAGUGAGAAGGACGGCGUGCUGGAGGCCGACGAGCUGCGGAGGUGCAUCGGCUUCGCCACGUCGGAUGUGGUGCGCGCCAAGGCGGCGCUGUGGAGGGAGAAGGCGAGGGCGGCGGCGGCCGUGGGCGGCUCAUCCGAGAGGAACCUCAGGGCGUUCGUCGCCGGCAACUAG